This is a messenger RNA of Eleginops maclovinus (Patagonian blennie), 1399 nucleotides long. RefSeq lists its product as uncharacterized. Gene Ontology annotation, molecular function: ubiquitin-protein transferase activity. Lineage: Eukaryota; Metazoa; Chordata; Actinopteri; Perciformes; Eleginopidae. The coding region runs from base 161 to 1399 and encodes 412 amino acids. The record is from RefSeq and is a predicted model, not a curated record. The transcript is spliced from 10 exons.
CACAAAACCAACCAAUCGGAGAACUCGAGAAGGUUCAUUCUGAUUGGCUGUCUCGUCUCCAAUCAUAUCUUCCAUCUGAGAUACUGAAAGAGGGAUUUUCGGUUGACAUGAGGCUACUGACAUCCAUGAUGACUAUCAUAGGACAUGAUGGCAGAAUCUAAUGAAGAAAAUAAUAUGCCACAGCGUCAGAUCUUUUCCAGGAUAUUUUAAGUCUGACUUUCGUCGUGGUAAAAAGAGGUGUUUGACUGCCGCCAAGCACCUUGUUAAGACCAGCAUUAAGACAACGGCUCUACAUUUUUAUCUGUUGCCAAAGAAUAUAUCCCACACACCGUUGCCAACUGAGGAGCUUGAACUCCUCCAGGCAGGCAUGGGAAGACAAACCCUGACUCUUCCUGAAGAUGGUGAUCACGCAGAGAUUUCAAGGCUCCUGGCUGACACAUUUCCAAAAAUGGAGGGUCUAUGUGGAGGAUGGCUCUUGCAUAAGGCUACAGGUGGCAGUGGUAGACGAAAGCUCACUGUCAUUCCACCAGAAGCAGAGGGGUGUUCUGUCAAAGCUCUGCGAGCUAUGUCAGCAGGUGGCAAAGUCACUUUUUACAUUGUACCACUUCAGGAGACAUUGGACACCUCUCCACUGCCUCCUGACUCGCAUUGCUUUUCAAAAAUGCCAAAGAAGACAUUUUUCCAGUGUAAUGAAGUGAUGCCUUUGCAGAUGCUUGCAGUACACAUUAGGACAUGCAAUGGAAAACUAUCCUCUGAUGAGACUGUUGAUGAGGUGGUGUGUCCAAUUUGCACCAAAGAAUUCCCAGAGGAUGAAAUCACAGUCCAUGCUAGCCUAUGUGGAGCUUGUCAGGGACUCCUGCAGCACAUAACAAUAGUCCAACUACAUCUGCUCCACCUCCAGUAUGCAAACCAAAAAGUACGGAAGAUGUAUAGCGUUUACUUGAACACCAAGUUGACAUCACAACAGAAUUUAAACUGUGUGUGGAUAGAGAGGGCCUUCCAGACAGGGGCAUUCUCCAGUGGAAACGGAAAAAAAGCUGCAUCUCCUACCAGUACUCUUAAGGUGGUCUAUAUAGGAGAGGCAGGCAUUGACACAGGAGCAAUAAGGAAAGAGUUUUUGACUGAUAUGGUUUCAGGUAUUGAAAAUCGAUUCUUUGAAGGAGCUGGGAGCCAGGGUAAAAACCCUGAGUUCUCUUUGACAGACCUUGAUAAUGACAACUUCAGAACUAUUGGUGAAAUAAUGGCAGUAAGCAUUGCGCAAGGUGGCCCACCUCCUGCCUUUUUUAGAGCGUGGUGCUACAACUUCCUUUGCACAGGAGAGGUGGACUUCCAUUCUCUGUCAAAGGAGGAUGUAUCUGAUCUAGAAUCCUGUCUUCUCAUCAGCAAAAGGACAUUUUAA